Molecule: messenger RNA, 1070 nt
Organism: Sitodiplosis mosellana (orange wheat blossom midge)
Lineage: Eukaryota; Metazoa; Arthropoda; Insecta; Diptera; Cecidomyiidae
Gene: Prx6a
Product: peroxiredoxin-6
Exons: 4
Coding region: 308-979 (223 amino acids)
Biological process (GO): cellular oxidant detoxification; cell redox homeostasis
Cellular component (GO): mitochondrion; cytosol
Molecular function (GO): peroxiredoxin activity
Source: RefSeq, a predicted model, not a curated record
CAUCAAUGCACGUGCUUACCGGCUACAGUAGAACUGCGCGCAAUUCAAUAUUCUAACUAUUUUGACACAUUCAAUAUCACGCACAGAAGAACAAAAACCUUUUGAUUUAUUUGCUAUCCGUAUUUUAUGAAACACGAUAAAUUUGAGGAAAAAAUUUCGGAUAUUUUUGUUUAAGGUGAACCAUUAACUAAUAGAAAAAAAAAGUCUGCUGGAAAGGUUAUUUGACAUUUUCAACAAAAGGUGCAUGUGUCAUAAAACGAGCAACAACUCUGUUGAUAAAGACAAAUUACAACAAUAGGAUUGCAUCAUGAAUAUUGGGGAUAUUUUUCCAAAUUUCACAGCAAACACCACAAUUGGUGAAAUUGAUUUCUACAAGUGGUUGGGAGAUUCAUGGGGAAUUUUAUUCUCUCAUCCGGCGGAUUUUACUCCUGUUUGCACUACUGAACUAGCUCGUGUUGUUCAACUGUAUUCGGAGUUUCAGAAACGAAACAUCAAACCGAUUGCUUUGUCCAUUGACUCAGCUGAAUCUCAUCUCAAAUGGAUCCCUGACAUUAAGGCCUAUGGAAACAUCGAUCAAAGUACAGAAUUCCCAUAUCCAAUUAUCGACGAUCAAAAUCGUUCAUUGGCUGUUAAAUUCAAUAUGUUGGAUCAGGAUGAAGUAAAUGCAAAUGGAAUAGUUUUGACAUGUCGUGCAGUGUUUGUAAUCGAUCCAAACCAUAAGUUGCGACUAUCUAUCCUGUAUCCGGCGUCAUCGGGACGUAACUUUGAUGAAAUUUUGCGAGUUAUCGAUUCAGUUCAACUGACCGACUCACACAAGGUGGCUACACCGGUCGACUGGAAGGUCGGCGAUAAAUGCAUGAUUCUGCCAACAAUCAAAAAUGAAGAUUGUCCUGCUAUUUUUCCAAAAGGCUUCGAAACAGUCGAGGUUCCUUCGGGCAAAUGCUAUUUACGUAUGACACCAUAUCCAGCAGCCCAGUAAAUACAUAAGAAAGAAACAUCUCCAUUUUAUAAACCAACAGCGUAUUUUUUUUUUUCAAAUAAAGGAUAUUCAAUUCAUUUGAUUUGAUGUG